ACUAGACUGCAUUACAAACAGACGAUACCAUCGCUUCAACAGCAUCCUCUCAGACAAGAGUCACUAUUUCCUGAUUCAGAUCACCUGUCAUCAAAGAUUAAAGGAGGGGAAACAGAAGACAGAAAUACACUGAACCAAAAAGAUUCAAAAGAGCAAUAUAAGAAGUGGAAUCUCUAAGAAUGGCUUCCAGCCACUGGAAUGAAACCACUACCACUGUUUAUCAGUACCUUGGUUUUCAAGUUCAAAAAAUUUACCCUUUCCAUGACAACUGGAACACUGCCUGCUUUGUCAUCUUGCUUUUAUUUAUAUUUACAGUGGUAGCUUUAGUGGUGCUGGCUUUCCUUUACGAAGUGCUUGACUGCUGCUGUUGUGUAAAAAACAAAACUGUGAAAGACUUGAAAAGUGAACCCAACCCUCUUAGAAGUAUGAUGGACAACAUCAGAAAACGUGAAACGGAAGUGGUCUAACAUGACAGAUGAUGAACAAAAUCUCUGAAAGCAGCUCAACCUCUUCUGAGAAAAAAAAAAUCUUCUGAAGUCAAGUGUUACUAUAAAACAAAUUUUGACUGAAUGGUUAAAAGAUUUCUAGUAGAAGGGGAAAAACAAGUUAAAUAUGCACUGCUUGUGUG
Molecule: messenger RNA, 628 nt
Organism: Saimiri boliviensis boliviensis (Bolivian squirrel monkey)
Lineage: Eukaryota; Metazoa; Chordata; Mammalia; Primates; Cebidae
Gene: SMIM18
Product: small integral membrane protein 18
Source: RefSeq, a predicted model, not a curated record